AUGCCCCGAUGCCCCGCGGGGGCCAUGGACGAGGGGCCCGUGGACCUGCGCACCCGGCCCAAGGCCACCGCUCCCGGCGCCGCGCUGCCGCUGCGUAAGCGCCCGCUGCGCGCGCCCUCCCCGGAGCCCGCCGCGCCCCGCGGCGCCCCUGGCCCUGCAGUCCCCGCGGACGCCCUGCGCGGCGGCUGCGACGCCCCCGUCGCCCUGGGGCCCCCGCACGGCCUGGCGCGGCCAGAGGCGCUUUACUACCCGGGACCGCUGCUGCCCCUGUACCCCACCCCACCCAUGGGCUCCCCCUUUCCUCUGCUCAACCUGCCUACGCCCCUGUACCCCGUGAUGUGCUCCAUGGAACACCUGUCCGCCGACAUCGCGGUGGCCACCCGGGCAGACGAGGACGGAGAUACGCCGCUGCACAUCGCUGUGGUACAGGCGAACCUGGCAGCCGUGCACCGGCUCGUCAGCCUCUUCCAGCACGGCGGCCGGGAACUGGAUAUCUACAACAACCUGCGGCAGACGCCGCUGCACCUGGCUGUGAUCACCACGCUGCCGCCCGUGGUCCGGCUCCUGGUGGUGGCAGGGGCCAGCCCCAUGGCGCUGGACCGCCACGGCCAGACGGCGGCUCACCUGGCGUGCGAGCACCGCAGCCCGGCCUGCCUGCGGGCCCUGCUGGACAGCGCGGCCCCGGGCACGGUGGACCUGGAGGCCCGCAAUUACGACGGGCUCACGGCCCUGCACGUGGCCGUGAACACCGAGUGCCACGAAGCCGUGCUGCUCUUGCUGGAGCGUGGCGCCGACAUCGACGCGGUGGAUAUAAAGAGCGGCCGCUCGCCGCUCAUCCACGCCGUGGAAAACAACAGCCAUAGCAUGGUGCAGCUGCUGCUGCAGCACGGCGCCAACGUGAACGCGCAGAUGUACUCGGGCAGCUCGGCUCUGCACUCGGCGUCGGGCCGCGGGCUCCUCCCGCUGGUGCGCACGCUGGUCCGCAGCGGCGCGGACAGUGGGCUGAAGAACUGCCACAAUGACACGCCGCUCAUGGUGGCGCGCAGCCGCCGGGUCAUUGACAUCUUGCGGGGGAAGGCCACCCGGGCCGCGUCCGCGGCGCAGCGCGAGCCGUCCCCGGACCGCAGUGCCACCACGUCCCCUGAGGGCAGCAGCCGCCUGAGCUCCAACGGUCUCCUCUCGGCAUCACCGACCUCCUCACCCUCCCAGUCUCCCUCCAAGGACGCCCCUGGAUUCCCCCUGCCUCCCCACAACUUCUUCCUCCCCCCGCAGUCUCCGCCCGCCUUCCUGCCCUUUCCUGGGGUGCUGCGGGGCCCUGGCCGGCCGGUGCCCCCCUCCCCAGCUCCCGGAGGCAGCUGAGACCGAUGGGGGGGCAGAUCUUGGACUCAGGAGGACUCAACGACCCGCCCCCCCGCAGCACAGGGGUCGACCCUUCCGGGAAACUGUGAAGAUCUCACUCUGCCCCCCCCCCAUCUUUGGGACCAGGAUUUUGCACCGAGGCACAGGCACCUACCCACAGGCCCUUCUGUGCACAGAGACCCUCACCUCGCCCACCAGGACUCGGCCCUGCCACUCCUGGGCUGCAGCCUCCCCGUCUGGGAUCCCACCCAACUCGGCGUCCCGUGGAGAGCCAGGGGCCGGCUGCUCCCCCACUGCCCUGUACGGGGAUGGAGGAGGGGGGCACUGACCACUCUGUAAAUUAUUAGGCAUUUUGGUUGGAUUUCUUUUGUAAUAAACUAUUUUUG
Messenger RNA from Lepus europaeus (European hare), 1745 nucleotides. It is a transcript of the gene BCL3, whose product is annotated as BCL3 transcription coactivator. Lineage: Eukaryota; Metazoa; Chordata; Mammalia; Lagomorpha; Leporidae. The record is from RefSeq and is a predicted model, not a curated record. Gene Ontology annotation, molecular function: protein binding.